UUACCUAAUCCUAUCAUAUUAAAGAAAUCAAAUCAAGAAAAAUCUACCAAAUUUUUCAUGGGUGAUUCUUCUUCUUCUACUCCUCUAGAUUUUCAUGCUUUGAAUUCUACUUGUAACAACAAUUCCCCUCUUUUGAUGAAUUCAAAUAUGGAACUUCUAAAUAGCAUAAGCCAACAACUUGAAAAUGAUCAAAAUUUCACCUCAAAUAUUCAUCAACAACAUGGUUUUUUGUCUUUGUCAAAUGAUCAAAACUUCUCUAAUCAUCAUCAUCAACAUGAACUCAACAUCAUGCCUAAUUUUCAUAAUGAUCAUAUGAAUAAUAUUAGCCAUGAUGUUUAUGAUCCCACCGUCGCGGUUGCUGCUGCUCAAUUUUUUACCUUGGGAGGUCCAAGUUAUGGAUGUACUAGCUCAAUUCCAGAAUCAGAAUCCAUGUUGAAUAAUAAUAAUAACAAUAAUAUUCCAACUCCUCCUUUAGUCUCUGGAAAUACUAGCAAGAAUACAUGUGAAGGGAGAAAGAGAAAAAGGAACAAUCAAAAAGAAGUUGAGAAACCAAGAGAAGUUGUACAUGUUAGAGCAAAGAGAGGCCAAGCUACUGAUAGUCACAGUUUGGCUGAAAGACUUCGAAGGGAGAAAAUCAAUGAAAAGCUUAGAUGCUUGCAAGAACUUGUUCCUGGAUGUUAUAAGACUAUGGGAAUGGCAGUGAUGUUAGAUGUAAUAAUCAACUAUGUCCGGUCAUUGCAAAAUCAAAUUGAUUUUCUUUCAAUGAAACUAUCAGCAGCAAGUUUGUUUUAUGAUUUUAAUUCAUCAGAGAUGGAUGAUAUGGACUCAAUGCAGGGAACAAAUGGGUAUGCAGCAGCUCAAGGAAUGGGGAAAAAUACUGUUGGAGAAGGGUAUGGAGGAUUUCCUCAAUUUCAAACAUCUUGGCCUCUUUAAUUUGACCUACUUAUCAUCACACUUUAAUUUUAAGAAAAUAUACUCAAUUUAUAUUAUUAUCCCUAUAAUAUGUAACAGAUAAUUAGUAUGUUUGAACUCUUUUUUAUUAUAAACCUUGAUUU
Molecule: messenger RNA, 1055 nt
Organism: Solanum tuberosum (potato)
Lineage: Eukaryota; Viridiplantae; Streptophyta; Magnoliopsida; Solanales; Solanaceae
Product: transcription factor BEE 1-like
Exons: 6
Coding region: 58-933 (291 amino acids)
Biological process (GO): regulation of DNA-templated transcription
Cellular component (GO): nucleus
Molecular function (GO): protein dimerization activity; DNA-binding transcription factor activity
Source: RefSeq, a predicted model, not a curated record